AUGCGUGUCCAGUACGCCGUGCUGCUCAUUGCCGCGGUCUUCCUCGCCAGCGUCGAUGCCGCCUCCGUCGCUACGCCACGUUUGGAUCGGUCCCUUGCUGCAGCCCAGCGUGACGUCACGGCGCGAAGGUUCUUGAGAAUCCAAGAGGGGGGUGAAGAGAGAGGAAUCGCCACCACCGUCGAGAAGGCCAAAUCGCUCUUUACGUCGUCGAAAAUCUCCCAGAAGACGCUCGAGCGCUGGGUCAAGAACAACAAGUCUCCGGCAAAGGUCCUCACUCGGCUACAGCUGGACGAUGCAAGACUCAUGUUGUUCCAGAACCCCAAGUUCAAGACGUGGUUCACGAACAUGACGAUGCUGAACAAGCAGAACCCUGAGGUGGCAAUGGCUACAUUCUUGACCGCUCGCUACAGCGACGACCUUCUCUCGCAGAUGAUCAUUACUGCUAAGAAGGCCCCUGGUACCAAGCAGGGGUUGGAAAAAAUAAUAUCAAUACAAUAG
Phytophthora sojae is the source of this 498-nucleotide messenger RNA. RefSeq lists its product as hypothetical. Lineage: Eukaryota; Oomycota; Peronosporomycetes; Peronosporales; Peronosporaceae. The coding region runs from base 1 to 498 and encodes 165 amino acids. The transcript has a single exon. The record is from RefSeq and is a predicted model, not a curated record.